CGUCACUGAAAGCGCCAGCUUGAGCGGCGAGAGGCGUCGCGCUGUGACGUUUGUUGGCCAUGGAGGCACUGACGGGUGUCUCCAAGCAAGGCAUCCGUGAACAAAUUUGGGACUAUAUGGAAUCACAUGAUUUAGCUGACUUUCCCAGACCUGUUCAUCACAGGAUUCCCAACUUUAAGGGCUCUUACCUGGCUUGCCAAAGCAUCAAAGAUCUGGAAGUCUUUGCUGGGACUCAGGAAGUGAAAGUGGACCCUGAUAAGCCCCUGGAAGGCGUCCGGUUGCUGGCACUGCAGAGCAAAAAGACCCUGCUGGUCCCAACACCACGACUGAGGACAGGGCUGUUUAAUAAAAUCACACCACCUCCUGGAGCCACUAAAGACAUACUAAGGAAAUGUGCCACCUCUCAGGGUGUGCGGAACUUCAGUGUCCCUGUGAGCUUGGAUUCCAGUGUCCUCGUGGAUUUAAUUGUGGUGGGAUCUGUUGCUGUGUCUGAGAAAGUCAUUCGGCUCUGUAUGCCUGACCCCAGCUCCUGCACUGGUCACUUGUGUAGUCCUGUUCUAGUCGGUCCAGAAUCUCACGAGUACCGGAGACUAGUGAGCUGGCGAAUUGGGAAGGGAGAAGGCUAUGCCGAUCUUGAAUAUGCCAUGAUGGUGUCGAUGGGAGCUGUCCACGAAGGGACCCCGGUCGUCACCAUUGUCCAUGACUGCCAGGUCGUUGACAUCCCUGAGGCUCUUCUGGAGGACCACGAUCUCACUGUCGACUACAUCAUCACUCCCACCAGGGUCAUUGCUACAGGCUGUGCACGCCCAAAGCCAACAGGGAUCAUCUGGUCCAAGGUCAGUUGUGAGAUGCUUACAAAAAUCCCAGUACUCAGGAGCCUCCGUGAGCGAGAGAAGCGGGCCGGGAAGGAUGUCACUCUUCAAGCUGAGCCUGACAGCCAGUGCCCAGCUCCAGGCACUAUCAGGAGACCCCAGGAUAUACCACAGUCACGAGCAGGUGCCCUAGGAAGGUCCCAUAGCCCCCUGCAGGGGGUGGACACCCAACUGGCUGCCACUGUGCGUGUGGAAAACCUGCCCUCCAGUGCUCGUGUACGUGAGCUGAAGAGAGCACUCCAGGAGCUGGGGGCAGUGCCCCUGAGGCUCACCUGGCAGGGGCCACAGCAUAGGGCCAUUCUACACUAUGCAGACUCAGCUGCUGCCCGGCAGGCUGCCUCCCGCCUCCAGGGCCUACAUCUAGGUGCCAACACCUUGAGGGUGGCACUGGGGCAGCAGAGGGAUACGUGACCUGGUGAGCAGCCCUCAGCAGAAGAGCCAUGCCCUCUCUGUUUGUGGGAUGUCCCUGGCAUGUGACAGUUUGCCAUUGAUGGUAGCCUGCUGCUCUGUGAAGCCUAUGCCGUCUUCCUGGGAAGAGCCAAACUUUCCUGAUGGGUGGGGAUGUGUAGCAAGCAACACGUCACAACUCUCAGAAUUCUGCGAGCUCUUACUCAUUCUGACCCGUUCCAGUUCCGGUUGUGAAGUCCAUGUGAUGCUCUCUGGGUGCAGAAGGGUUAGGGACUGAGCAGCAGGGGCAAGGGGUAGAGAAUGGAGACCUGAUUUAGGAUAGGAGAGAAAGUAACAGAGGCCCGCAGAGAAGAGGCCAGGGCAGGGAUCGAGGGCAGGCAGCAGAGCCAGAAGGCUGUCCUUGUGAUCAUCACAGACCCCCCAGUCCAGCAGAACAGGAGAGGAGGGAGCACAGAAACACCACAGUGUGCACGUGUGUGAUCACGUCUACCCAGGCUGCACAGCUCUAAGUCAACAGGCUUAGGGCUUCACUGUCCCUAGGUGAGGAGGGGAAGGAGGAGGGGGAGCACUUGUGCCGUGGAUCCUAGGCAGAAGUCAAAAUAAGCAUUUAUGUAGAGAGUUUGAUUCAUUCAAAUGUGCAUGCCUGAGAAGUUUCUUAUUUUUACCAAUGGGUCUUCCACAGUGUCCAUUAACAUUGUCCUUUGCCCCAGAAGGGCAGGCCUUGUUCCCAUAUUUUUUGUUUGUUCAUUUAUUUAUUUGUUUUUUCAAGACAGGGUUUCUCUGUGUAGCUCUGGCUGUCCUGG
This is a messenger RNA of Peromyscus leucopus (white-footed mouse), 2083 nucleotides long. It is a transcript of the gene Mthfsd, whose product is annotated as methenyltetrahydrofolate synthetase domain containing. The record is from RefSeq and is a predicted model, not a curated record. The transcript is spliced from 9 exons. The coding region runs from base 60 to 1283 and encodes 407 amino acids. Gene Ontology annotation, cellular component: cytoplasm. Gene Ontology annotation, molecular function: nucleic acid binding. NCBI's taxonomy places the organism in Eukaryota, Metazoa, Chordata, Mammalia, Rodentia, Cricetidae.